AUGUACUUUUACAAUGUUUUACUUUUAAUUAGUAACAUUCUCAUGUUAACAGUACACGCACAACCUCAAGAUCCAAAAGGUGGCGUUGGCAUAUCGGCAUGCUGUUUUGAUGGUGGUCGUGCUAAGAGAUGUAGUUUAUCGGAUGUUCAAAUUUCAAAAACACCAGAGACUUGCACAGCUAUAUUUUACGAUGGGGUUUAUGUGGAUUUAAAAUAUCAUGUUUAUGUACUCGACGAACCUGGCCAAAUCAUCGAAGAUGAUAAAACGUUAGUAAAUUUAGACAAAAUAUUGAAGAGUUCUAAGCGUGUAUUUUUAUACUACGGUUAUAUGACUAUACAAGAAUGGACUAAAAUACUUGCUUGUGAGUCUUGCAAUGGAGGAACCAACUCGUUAGAUGAAAUGAAAGGCUUAAAAGCUUUUUUAGAUGAACAUCCAGGGAUCGCUGGUCUUAUUAUUUCAGGUUUAGAGUAUGAUUAUGAUUCCCCUGAAUUUCCGGGAUUUUCUGAAAAUUUAAAAACAUAUCUCGAGGUGAUGAAAAAAAGUUUUCCCGAUUUAAUUAUUGGUCUUGUUUUCACGGGAGGAUUUCCAAUUGAUCAGUAUACCAAUCCAAUGAUACCUUGGUUGGAUAUCAAUGUAAUAGAUUCGGCUGUAGAUUUUUACGUUAUUUCUUUUAUGUGCUUUAACGAUUGCACCGAGGACUUUAGAGGAGGAAUAGCUCCAAUGACUGCAUCAAAUACAAAUUAUACGAUGGACAAAUUAAAAGACGUCUUAAAGCAGGCAUCUAUUCCGAAAGAAAAAACACAUUUUAAAUUUAGAAUUAGUCCAACAUCUGAUCCCAAUGAUUCACUAACGAAUUGUGAUUUAACCACGGAGCAGAUUUGUUUGCGUCCACAAGAAACGUGUACUUGGUGUGUAGAUUCUCAAACAUCAUUUAAUGAAAAGGGUAAAUUUUCCAAAGAAUACGGAGCAGGAUUUGUAGCUUCUUUAUUAGAUUUCAAUGACCCCGAUAAUUGCUGUAAUUGUGAAAAACCAUACCCUGGGUUCAAUGCUCUUUUAGAUGGAUUUAAUGGCGUUACCACAAAACCUUGUGCUUUAUUAAACAGAAAUUAG
This is a messenger RNA of Melanaphis sacchari, 1110 nucleotides long. RefSeq lists its product as uncharacterized. The transcript has 8 exons. The record is from RefSeq and is a predicted model, not a curated record. NCBI's taxonomy places the organism in Eukaryota, Metazoa, Arthropoda, Insecta, Hemiptera, Aphididae. Bases 1 to 1110 code for a protein of 369 amino acids.